Mytilus trossulus (common blue mussel) is the source of this 1460-nucleotide messenger RNA. RefSeq names its product ryncolin-1-like. The transcript is spliced from 6 exons. NCBI's taxonomy places the organism in Eukaryota, Metazoa, Mollusca, Bivalvia, Mytilida, Mytilidae. Bases 119 to 1111 code for a protein of 330 amino acids. The record is from RefSeq and is a predicted model, not a curated record.
ACUGUAAGUUAUUCGUCGCUUAUCUGAACGUUUUUUCUACAAGAAUCAGGAUAUUUUAUAUCAAGUUAAGAGAAAAUCUUGGCUAAUACAGCCGACAGUCAUUGUGAAUUUACUGAAAAUGAAAAAGUAUUUAAUUUUUAUAGGAUUAAUUUGUUCUGCACUACAUGCAGGGGUAAAAUCAACCAGUACCAGUGAUGAUAUGGUAGAAACUCCAGUGGUCGAUAAUCAAAAUGUCCCUUUGCUUGCAAUGUUCGACAUGACGAAAGUAAACAGUCGAAUCAAGGAAUAUGUAUCAAACGCAUUCGAAAAUAUGAAAGGAAAUUUAACUGUGAACAUACGGAAGGAAAUUAAAGACUACUUUGAUGAUAUGAAACAAAAUUCCACUGAUGCUAUUUCUGAAGCCAGAAGAACUGCAGAAGGAAAAAUCAAAAAGGAAAUUAAAGGCUAUUUUAAUGAUAUGAAACAGAACUCCACUGAUUCUAUAUCUGAAGUGCUUACUCCCCGGGACUGCUCUGACUUAGAUAGAAAAAAGAUCAGAAGUGGAGUGUACAAAAUUUUCCCGGAGGGUACAGCUGGAUAUAACGUGUUCUGUGAUAUGAAGACGGAUGGGGGAGGGUGGACGGUUUUUCAGCACAGACAAGAUGGAAAAGUAGAUUUUUUCCGCGGAUGGAAAGAAUAUGCUAAAGGAUUUGGUGAUGUCAACACAGAAUUUUGGUUAGGUAAUGAUAAACUUCAUGAUUUAACAUCUCAAGGAAGUUAUGAACUUAGGGUAGAUUUGGAGGAUUUUAAUGGCGACAAGUGGUAUGCCAAAUACUCUACCUUCAACAUUGGCGACCAGUCAACCAACUACACACUGACUGUAAAUGGUUACAGUGGAACCGCAGGCGAUGCUCUCAGGUUCCACAACGGACACACUUUCAAUACAAAAGAUAAUGAUCAACGUGAGUGUUCGAAAUCUUAUAAAGGUGGUUGGUGGUAUGGAGCCUGUCACCACGCUAAUCUGAAUGGACUAUAUGUUGGAAAUAAAAAGGAUUACAAAGGCUUGCGUUGGAAGCAAUUGGAUGAUACACAGUCAAUGAAGACAACAUCGAUGAUGAUACGUAGGAUAUGACCGAAGAAAAGGCAGCUUCCAUAUUGACAUAAAAAAACAUUAUUUCAUCAACUUUGGUUGCGAGAUUUUAUUAAAUUAUUAUGUUGUUUUUUGUUUGUUUGUUAAUGAUGUUCAUUUUUAUAAAUGAAUACAUGAACACGUUGUUGUUGACGCAUUUGCCGUUUCUAUUCUAAAUUUUUUAAAUGUUGUCAAAUUUAUUUCAUGAUGUUAGCUUAAUUUUACAUAUCAGGUCUUUUUCUGUUGAUGAACUGUUUGUUCCCGAAGUUAUGACAAAUCCAGUGAUACAUUGUUUUUUGACGGAAAUUGUUUGAAUAAAAUUUGCUAUUACAUAAUUCUUAAUAUAGAUCAA